Macrobrachium nipponense is the source of this 1580-nucleotide messenger RNA. Its product is annotated as lactosylceramide 4-alpha-galactosyltransferase-like. Lineage: Eukaryota; Metazoa; Arthropoda; Malacostraca; Decapoda; Palaemonidae. Gene Ontology annotation, molecular function: hexosyltransferase activity. Bases 107 to 1231 code for a protein of 374 amino acids. The transcript is spliced from 5 exons. The record is from RefSeq and is a predicted model, not a curated record. Gene Ontology annotation, biological process: glycosphingolipid biosynthetic process.
CUGACGCGUAGAAGAUAGUCCUACAGUAAGACAUUAUUCUCUCUCUUUUUUGUGCUUCUUGAUAAAACAUCAAAAUGAAUGUCCAGACUUGGGCAUCACAGCAACAAUGAGGAUAACGCUAUCUCGUAGAAAAAUCAUUUGCAUUGUUUUCUUUGAAUUAGUACUCUUGAUUUUAAUGCCUGAUUCAAGUAUCAUACACAUAAACAAAAGACAAAUAUUUGAAGCUACGGCGAAUAAAAUUCGAACAACACUAAUGAGAGGUGCUUCAGGCAAGAGUGAUGUGAGCUGGGUUGGGCAUUUGUGCCCAAAUUAUCAAAACCAUGAGGCCGAAUCUAUAUUGCAGUGGGAACCUAUCACUGAAGAUACCAUAUUCUUCGUCAAGACAUCUUGCCACACCUUUCUGUCAGCGAGGGAGGCAUGUGCCAUCGAGAGCAUACUUACCCAUCAUCCAAAUCAUUCGGUGAGACUCAUGCUGGCUACACCAACGUUCAAUUUUAGUCAUCUUUUUACCAAGAUUCUGCAGAGUAACAGCAAAAUGAGAUUUUCGUGGUUAGAUUUGGACGAAAUCUUUGCCAAUGAACCUCUUCACUCUUGGCAUCGGGAGAGGACCUGGAUGCUCAGUGAAGGUCGAACAGCAGCUGUUGUCAAUGAUGUCGCCCGGGCGGAGUUAUUAAGACGAUACGGAGGGACUUACGUUGAUCUGGAUGCCCUCACCCUACGGCCAUUGCCUAACGCCACAAACUGGCUGACACGGGUAGAUGAUUACCUGGUAACUUCUGCUGUCUCGAGUUUUACCUCGAGGCAUCCGUUACUCCAGGAGGUCACUGAAAACAUUCCAAAGGUUUUCGAUCCAUCGAGCUGCUGCAGCGUAGGCCCUGAUCUUUUUACUCAACUUCUACAGAAAAUGUGCCCAAAGAAUAUAACCAAGCCUUCGUUAGUCAGUCCCGAGGACUUCGAGUUCUGCCGCGACAUCACUGUUUACCCGAGGAAGCUCUUCUACCCUAUCCACUACGGUUACAAAUCAGAUGAAUUGGAGAGUAUCUUCACGGAAGGCCAAGGUCUCGGCUCACAGUUCUUCUCCUCAACCAAAGCCUUUUCCCUCCAUCUCUUCCAUUCUCUCUCUUCUAAGAGAACAGCAGACUUGGGAAGUGACUCGAUCGUCGUGGAAGCAGCGAAGAGGAACUGUCCCAAUGUGUUUCAGGCUUUAGACUCUCGAGGGAGGAAUUUCUGAUUUCAGUGUGUAGUUUCCAUAAGCCAUGAUGCAAACAGCAUUUAGCUGUAUGUGAUCUUCAUUUGCGAUGUCCUCUCCUGAAUUAUGACUUGCAUCAGCAGCAGUGCUGUCUGAUACUAUUCUUUUAUCAAGUACAUAAUGACUCCCAUUUAUAGCUUAAUGAUCAUAAUGUAAAUUUCAAAACACCGACUAUUCAUCCGUUCAUACUACGUUUAUCAGGAAAUCGCCUACGCUACUCCUUCAGGACUCAUCAUCAUAAUGAACUAAAAACAAUCAGAGAAUCGUCAUGUGGCACUGAUUCACUGAGUUAGGUGUAGAAGCCGUUGGACAGUCUCUAUGUUCAUGUAGG